Molecule: messenger RNA, 4372 nt
Organism: Nothoprocta perdicaria
Lineage: Eukaryota; Metazoa; Chordata; Aves; Tinamiformes; Tinamidae
Gene: YAP1
Product: Yes associated protein 1
Exons: 9
Coding region: 1-1530 (509 amino acids)
Biological process (GO): hippo signaling; positive regulation of transcription by RNA polymerase II
Cellular component (GO): nucleus; cytoplasm
Molecular function (GO): protein binding; transcription coactivator activity; transcription corepressor activity
Source: RefSeq, a predicted model, not a curated record
AUGGAUCCCGGGCAGCCUCAGCCGCAGCAGCCGCCGCCGCCGGCGGCGCAGCCCGCGGCGCCGCAGCCGCCGCCGCAGCAGCAGCCGCCGCCGGGCGCCGUGUCGGGGGCCGCGGCGGGCGCGGCGCAGCCGCCGGGCGCGGGGCCCCCCCCGGCCGGCCACCAGAUCGUGCAUGUGCGCGGCGACUCCGAGACCGACCUGGAGGCGCUCUUCAACGCCGUCAUGAACCCCAAGGGCGCCAACGUGCCGCACACGCUGCCCAUGCGGCUCCGCAAGCUGCCCGACUCCUUCUUCAAGCCGCCCGAGCCCAAGGCCCACUCGCGCCAGGCCAGCACUGAUGCGGGGACUGCAGGAGCGCUGACUCCUCAGCAUGUCCGAGCUCACUCCUCCCCAGCCUCCCUGCAGCUGGGCGCUGUUUCUCCGGGGACGCUCUCCCCCUCUGGAGUAGUGACGGGUCCGGGAGCUCCAUCUUCCCAGCACCUUCGCCAGUCCUCCUUCGAGAUCCCCGACGACGUCCCCUUGCCACCAGGCUGGGAGAUGGCCAAGACACCCUCUGGCCAGAGAUACUUUCUUAAUCACAUCGAUCAGACCACAACCUGGCAAGACCCUCGGAAGGCCAUGCUGUCCCAGAUGAAUGUCACGGCGCCYACCAGCCCGCCAGUGCAGCAGAACAUCAUGAACUCGGCAUCAGGCCCACUCCCCGAUGGAUGGGAACAAGCUAUGACCCAGGAUGGAGAAAUUUACUACAUAAACCAUAAGAACAAGACCACAUCUUGGCUAGACCCAAGGCUUGACCCACGCUUUGCCAUGAACCAGCGGAUCAGCCAAAGCGCCCCAGUGAAGCAGCCGCCCCCGCUGGCCCCACAGAGCCCCCAGGGGGGUGUGAUGAGUGGGAGCAGCUCCAACCAGCAGCAGCAGAUGAGACUUCAGCAGCUGCAGAUGGAGAAGGAAAGACUGAGACUGAAGCAUCAAGAACUGCUUCGGCAGGUGAGGCCGCAGGCAUUGCGGAAUAUCAAUCCCAGCACAGCAAAUUCUCCAAAACAUCAGGAAUUGGCUCUCCGUAGCCAGCUUCCAACAAUGGAACAAGACGGUGGUUCUCAAAAUCCCGUGUCAUCUCCCGGAAUGUCUCAGGAACUGAGAACAAUGACUACAAAUAGCUCUGACCCCUUUCUUAACAGUGGAACAUAUCACUCCAGAGAUGAAAGCACAGACAGUGGACUUAGCAUGAGCAGUUACAGUGUGCCCAGAACCCCCGAUGACUUUCUGAACAGUGUUGAUGAGAUGGAUACAGGUGACAGUAUCAGCCAAAGUAACAUACCGUCCCAUCAGAACCGUUUCCCAGACUACCUUGAAGCCAUUCCAGGGACGAAUGUGGACCUUGGGACACUGGAAGGAGAUGGGAUGAACAUAGAAGGAGAGGAACUGAUGCCAAGUCUGCAAGAGGCUUUGAGCUCCGACAUCCUUAAUGACAUGGAAUCUGUCUUGGCAGCCACCAAGCUAGAUAAAGAGAGUUUUCUUACUUGGUUAUAGAGGCCUCAGGGAGACUGAAUUCUAAAUCUGUGAAGGAUCUAAGGAGAAUAGGACAUCUGUAACUGAAGUUCAGAACAAGCCAAUGUGGCAAACUUUGGCUUGUGUUCAGAGAAAGUAAAUGAACAAACACCCAACAAGAUUAUUUCAUUUUGCUCUUCCUUGUCCAUCGCUGCUGUUAAAUAUUGCUGACUUCUCUCCACAGUUGACUCUGAAGAACAGACACCUUCUUGAUCUUUCUCUCUUGCUGUUGCAACUACUGUUCAAGGGGGGUGGGAAGGGAUGAUGGGCCCAUUUGGAUGACGAGCCUGUUUGGAUGACGAAUGCCAUUCCUUUUGUCCUAGUGCGCGCUUGCAUAUCAGCUCAUCUAAGUCCUCGGAUUUGCAAGUUCAUUUCUGCAUGUCAGUGCUUGUAGUUUGCUCAGCUUGUUGUCUCCUGCUGCCUGUGGCAAGUGGUAAAACGUGACAUACAGGGGUGACAAGCCAAAAAUGAUGUAUCUGGUCAAAAGAAGUCAAUACUGAUUUGGAGAUUCGACUUAAAGGAGGGCAGAAGACUGUUUGACAUUAAGUGUUUCCACUAAUAGCUCUUUCAUUAGUCACGAAGUGCUCUUGUUCAUAUUUUAUGUUAUAGUAAGUCAUGAGUCAUUUUACAUAGAAACAUAUAUGAACUUUGAUUGUUGCCACAUAUUCUAGCCUAACAUUUGUCAGAAAUAGUUUGAUUAUUUUUGUUAGUUGUUUUAACUGUAGCUGUAGGGCGGGAAGUAAUUAUAGGUGUUCUUUUUUUAAUAGUGAAAUCUAAGGGUUUUUUUUUCCUGAUUUCACACAGUCUUAUUUAAAUCUGAAUUGUCUGCUUUUUUAUACCCAAAACAUGCUUAUUGUAGCCUAAUAAGCUAGUGAGUACAUAAUACAGUGUGUUUUGCCUGUAACUUUUUUUAAAGGCUAGCUUUGAAUGUAAUCAUUAGAAUUCAUGACCAGUGGCUUAUUUUUCAUGUUUAUUUGCAAAAAUUUUGAAUUAGAAUCUGAUCUGCAGUGUAAAAGUUGGGAUUCUAAGUAUGGUAUGUACAGUUUUUAAAUGCAUUUAGAAGUAGCAGGAAUGGUUUUUAAAUGACAGAUGSACCUAUAAUCUGUCUCUGGUUUUCAGUUUCGAUAUCUAAGUGAAUUUAGCUUUUAAAAUCCAUAAUGGAAGAAAAACUUGCGGAAAGCUUCUCUUAAGUUAGCAUGGAAAAAUAGUUUCAUCUACUGAUUUCACUCAAUGUUGCAAUGAAAAUGCUGGCACACCAAAAGACAAAAAGUCCUCAUUGAAACUCUUAGAUAAAAUAGUUUGAUAUCAAAUUCUGCUUGGUGAAAAAUAAGCCCUGGGCACUAUAUGUAGAAGACUGUAAAGAUACGUGGUAGAUGGUGACAUGAGCAGGUAAUGACGUGUAUAUUAGUAGUAGAGCUUAGCAUGGGGUAGAGGUGAGUAUGAGUUACCUAUAUUUUAACAGGAAAAGAUGUGUCACUAAGUUUACUUCAACAGGAAAAGCUGUGUCACUGAGUUGUCUGCAGGAGCUGACACCGUUUCCAAAGAGUAUUUUUAAAUGAACAAAGUGAGUAUGAAUCAAACUUUCAGUAUAAGCUAUGAGGUUUUGUGAUUUGUCUGUCUGUUUGUUGUUGUUUUUCCGACGGAUAAUGGUGAGUCACCAGUUAGCACCUCUGGAAUCAAGGGCCUGUCGCCUUCCCGAGCGGAGCCCUCGUUGUCACGGGUGGUAACAAGGCUGCAGAGCCGCUGCGUGAGCCUGGAACUCGGCUUUGGGAAAUCUCAGCUGACAGRGACUUCCUGGGGGCAGCGUGGGUUUUUAAGGACUUGUUUAUCUUUCAAGUUAGGAAUAAAUCAGUAAUACAAAAAAUAACCCAUAUAAUAACCUGGAUUCUUAUAUAUAUGCUUCAGGGACAGAUAUGUUUUAGAACAAUUUAAGGUGUGAAAACUCUGAGAUGAGAGUUUCUUUUAUUACAAGCCGAAGWGGCAGAGAUUUGAAAUCUGCCCCACUAAAUACAAUUUUACUACUUCACCUAAGUAGUACCUUAGUAUUUGAAAUAAGCAAAAUUAUGGCUUGUAGUGGAAUACAGGCAGGUUUUUAAACACUGAUUUUCAAAACACAUCCACAGUGACAUAUGUUCUGCUACACCUUCAGUGAUUAAUAGGCCACUUAUAUUGUGCAAUGACACGGUAGCUCUUAAAGCAGUGUAUUGUGUCCAAGAUAAGGAUUUUAGUAGCAUUUUUACAGUUCCAUUAUGAAUUCUGUCUUCUUCCCUUCAGGAAAAAAAAUGACACUAAGCUGUUAAAUAUAACUUGAAUUGCCUGACAUAAAACAACAGCAAGGACGUUCAGAAUUCCUUCCAUUUCAGUCGUCUGCCCCCCUUGCAUCAGGGCAGAGUAGCACGGAGUGCUCUGUGCGCAGACCCCUGCCUUGCUGUGCCAAGGUGCAACAUGGAUGAGUACGGAACAAAUUCUGUUUCCUUGCUUUCGUGUGUUUGACAGCUUUAAUAUUUGAAUGUUUUCCUCUCAUUGUAGAAACACUAAAUGGCUUAUACUGUAUUUGGGUAGCACUGCUUAGGGUAGAUGCUGACAAACUGGGAAUCCUUGAACUGCUCUAACACUAACUCAUUUUUGUGAUACUUAUUUUAAUGGAUUUUUUAAAUACAUUUCCGUUCUUUUGUUUGUUAGGAAACAUACCAUAGAGAUGCUGUAUUGUUGGCAAUCAACAUUAAUUUGGAUUUCUUUUUUUUUAUUCUGCAAGUGCAUUGUUUGAUGAAGUGGUUAAAAUUGUUUGAAAUGCAAAAGUGUUUGGGGUAGUAUUUUAUACUGA